UAAAAAGUGUGUGAAUGGAACGGAUAACGUGCCAAAUUGUUGAAUAAAAAAAAAAAAUAGAUCAAAAUAAAUUAUCUACAUAGUGAGAAAAGUGCGCAUAUAUCUCAAAAAUUUAAGGCACAUCCAAUUCACAUAUCCAAAUAAUAAAUGAAAAUACCUUUCUGCUGAAGCUCUAUAUUAUAAUAUUAUUACUCAGGUCAAUUGCCAUUGAGUUUUGUGAACAGAGCGGCAGCCGGUGUGCAUUCGCGUAUACAUCAUACAAUUUAAGUGGAUCUCAUCUGCCCCAUGGCUAUAUUAAUUUCGACCUGAACUUUAAUUGACUUUUAUUAGCGCGCUAAGAUUGCCGCCCUCUCCACCACCUUCGGCAGAAGGGAGUGGCCAAUAAAAGGACAAGGAAAAAAAUGACUGAGUACGUUACGCCAAAUAUACACACAGUGUUGAAAAAGUAUCAAACAAGUGCACCAAAAAGUUUACAGGGCCCUGGCCAUGCGCUGAGCGCCGCCGGCUGCCCAACCGGCUCUAACUGUCCGCUUGACGCCACUUUGACUGGCGUGAGUGGCAGCGGCGGCAGCAAUACUGAACUGAAUAUUGUGGGCGCUCGCAAUCUUUGUACCGGUCACCUCUCGGUCGGGAUUCUACCGCCAAACGGCCUAGCAAGCGGUAGCAACAAGUUAUCGCCGCACUGCCCGCUCAUAGCCUCGUCAUCACCAUCUUGCUCAAAAUCCCCAAAUUCGGGUUCAGCAUUGCCACCGGCCGUUCCGCUUAUUAAGAAGGAGGUGCUGAGUUCACCCGAGCCACAUGAACUGGGUGAGACAUUGCCACCACAAACGCUGCUGCUGCCGUUGUCGAUGUCGUCACAAACAACACAAUCUCAAUCCCAAACAACUCCUCCUCAGCCUCCCCUAACUACGGUGAAAAUUGUACCCCCUCCACCGCCGGAAUUGUCACAACCUAUCUUUACUGUGCCAGACUCUGGUUCCGGUGUAUUAUACGAAACGCGGCUUGAGGGUAAAACAAUUGGCUGCUUCUCGCUGGGCGGGGAGAUGCGUUUGUGUCUGCCGCAGUUUCUUAACAAUGUGCUCGCCGACUUUACGCUCGACCAAAUUAACCGCAUAUUCGAUGAAUUGGGUAUCUAUUGUUCACAGUGUACACCUGAUCAACUAUUGGAAUUUAAAACAGCAAAGAUUUUACCACCGGACGUGAAAGCGUCUGGUUUGAUAACACGGACUGAUGCUGAGCGUUUGUGUGCCGCACUUUUACAUCGAGCUGAUCGGAAUAGUUACAUUAGCGAUGACGAUAUACCGAAAGGUGCCAUCUCCUUCAAAGUAUACCACCGCUGUUUCGGAAAGUGUGACGGCAUUUGCACGCCCGAUUUGUAUUCUUACAAUAAGCCAACUUGCAUUAUGUGCUUGGAGUGUAAAGGUUGGUUCUCACCACAGAAGUUUGUAGGCCAUGUACAUCGGGAAGUUGAAAAUCGUACUUGCCAUUGGGGAUUCGAUUCGCGAAAUUGGCAUGACUAUCUGCAUGUGGCGUUAGAUGUCGAGAACCGUGAAAAAUAUCAAAAGAUACUGGACGAGCUGAAGGAAGUCGAGAUCAAGGAGGCGCUAAAAGCACAAAACGAAAUACUCUACAUGAAAAGAAAGCUCAAUUACUGGGAACGGCGCGCUCAAUUCAGACUAUAUGGUUCUAGUAAGGAGUUUUGGAAAAUCAGUUACGAGUUUUGGCAAUCUCUUAGUUCCGAGAAAUAG
Messenger RNA from Anastrepha obliqua, 1748 nucleotides. Its product is annotated as ski oncogene-like. Gene Ontology annotation, biological process: negative regulation of BMP signaling pathway. NCBI's taxonomy places the organism in Eukaryota, Metazoa, Arthropoda, Insecta, Diptera, Tephritidae. Bases 402 to 1748 code for a protein of 448 amino acids. The record is from RefSeq and is a predicted model, not a curated record. Gene Ontology annotation, cellular component: nucleus. The transcript has 2 exons. Gene Ontology annotation, molecular function: SMAD binding; RNA polymerase II cis-regulatory region sequence-specific DNA binding; DNA-binding transcription factor activity, RNA polymerase II-specific.